Symbiodinium natans is the source of this 2598-nucleotide messenger RNA. NCBI's taxonomy places the organism in Eukaryota, Dinophyceae, Suessiales, Symbiodiniaceae. The record is from the annotation of a GenBank genome assembly.
AUGCUCCGGGUCUUCAGGGCUGAGGAGGAGGAGGAGGAGCUGGCCAGCAUGUCAAUGGACGACAUCUGGAACAUCAAGACUGUGAAGCAACAGCUGUACAAGUCACAUGGGUUCUCAACCUUCAGGCAGCAGCUCCUGCGCGAUGGUGGUAGUCUGGAGGAUGACGAGAAAGUCGAUGAGCCCUGUGACCUGCAGCUCAUCUUGCGUGGCUUUGCCGACUCGUCUGCAGAGAAGGCCCACAGGCUCAUCGUGGCCUCUGCAAGUGGCAACAUCUUCGAAGUCGAGGAGCUGUUGCAAUGCCUCCAAGAUCCAGACUUGGCAGACAAGUCUGGCCAGACACCUCUCGGCAUGGCAGGGCAAGGAGGUCACGAAGUCACCGUGCGUCUGCUUUUGGAGGCCGGUGCUGACAAGGACCUGCCUGAUGUCAAUGGCAUGACACCCCUCAUCGGUGCAUCCAGGGAAGGCCACGUAGAGACUGUCCGCUUGCUUCUGGAGGCUGGUGCUGAGAUGGACUUGGUCGACAAAGAUGGCGACACCGCACUCAUUUGCGCCGCCAGCAACGGCCACAUUGAGGUUGUGCGCUUGCUGCUGGAGUCUGGAGCAACGAAGGUCUUGGCGAACCGCUAUGGCCGCACAGCUCUCAUACAGGCAUCCAUCCAAGGCUAUGCAGAGACGGUCCGCUUCCUCUUGCAGGCAGGUGCUGGUAAGGACUUGGGUGACAACGAGGGCGACACGGCCCUCAUAUGUGCGUCGCUCGAAGACAACGCUGAGACGGUGAGCUUGCUGUUGGAGGCCCGUGCGGAUGCUGAUCUGGCCAACCAUGGUGGGGACACUGCUCUCAUCUGCGCCAGUGCCAAGGGCCAUGCAGAUGUCGUGCGUGCACUCUUGGAGGCCAAUGCCGACGCGGGCUUGGCAAACGACCAUGGUCGAACGGCUCUUCUGACCGCAUCAUCCCGAGGACAUGUGGAGAUCGUGCAGUUGCUCUUGGAUUUUGACGCCGCCAAGGACAUAGCUGACAAGGAGAGAGAGACCCCACUUAUCUGUGCAUCGGGCAGGGGCCAUGCGGAGAUCGUUCGUCUGCUGCUCGAAGCGAAUGCCAACCAUCAUUUGGCAAAACACAACGGCCGGACGGCUUUGAUACAGGCAUCCCUGAAUGGUCUCGCAGGCUAUGUGGAGAGCGUGCGUUAUUUGUUGGCAGCCGGUGCCGACAAGGACUUGGCUGACAAUGAUGGCGACACCGCCCUUAUCUGUGCAUGUGGCAAAGGCCAUGCUGACACAGUUCGCUUGUUGUUGGAGGCGGGUGCUCACAAGGACUGGGCCAACUACGCGAGCGACACCGCUCUUAUCUGUGCAUCUAAUGAAGGCCAUGCGGAGACGGUGCGUUUGCUGCUGGAGGCUGGUGCUGACAGAGACCUGGCCGACACUGACGGCGACACAGCCCUAAUCUGCGCGUCCAGCAAAGGCCAUGGGCAGAUCGUGCGCUUGCUGUUAGAGGCUGGUGCGGACAAAGACUUGGCAAAUGACACUGGCCAGACAGCGCUGAUGCACGCCACUCUGCGAGGCUAUGUGGAGACUGCCCGUAUGCUUUUGGAGUCUGGUGCUGACAAGGACCUGGCUGACAAUGAUGGUGACACUGCUCUGAUAUGCGCAUCUGGCAAGGGUGACGUAGAAGUUGUACGCUUGUUGUUAGAAGCCGGUGCUGACAAGGACAGGGUGAACAGCAAUGGUGACACAGCCCUCAUCUGCGCGUCGAACGAAGGGCACGAGGCGACGGUGAAGUUGCUCUUGGAGUCUGGUGCCGCCAAGGGUGCAAUGGACAAUGACGGCGACACUGCGCUGAUCUGUGCGGCCGGGAAAGGCCAUGCGGACAUCGUGCGGCUGCUGAUUGAAUCUGGCGCCCAGCCAAACUUGGCAAACGGCAAGGGGCGCACAGCCCUCAUCCAGGCAUGCCUCCGCGGGACCGUGGAGACUGUGAACUUAGUCCUGGAAGCAAGCACCGACAAGAACCUGGCGCAAAAUGGCUGGCAAGCUCUCAUCAACAAAUCUCUUCGAGGCUAUACCGAAGUGGUUCAUUUGUUGCUGGAGGGUGGUGCUGACACAGACUUGGCUGACAAUCGUGGUGACACAGCCCUUAUAUGUGCUUGUGGCAAAGGACACGUUGAGAUUGCACGUUUGUUACUGGAGGCCGGUGCUGACAAGGACUGGGCAAACUACGACAGUGACACGGCGCUGCUUUGUGCAUCCAAUGAAGGAUAUGUGGAGAUUGUCCGCUUGCUCCUGGAAGCUGGUGCGAGCAAGGACCUGGCAGACAAUGAUGGCGACACUGCCCUGAUUUGUGCGGCCAGCAAAGGCCAUGAGGAGGUUGUCCGCUUGCUCCUGGCAGCCGGUGCACACAAGGAUCUGGCAAAUGACACGGGCCGCACGGCACUGAUGCAAGCGUCCCUUCAGGGAUGGAGGAAGACGGUGUCUUUGCUGCUGGAGGCCGGUGCUGACAAGGACCUGGCGGACAACGAAGGCGAGACGGCGCUGGCUUGCGCAGCCAAAGAAGGCCAUUUGCGAAUUGAACGGCUGCUCCGCGCUCACAACAACCACCUGUGA